Molecule: messenger RNA, 2781 nt
Organism: Phytophthora nicotianae INRA-310
Lineage: Eukaryota; Oomycota; Peronosporomycetes; Peronosporales; Peronosporaceae
Exons: 1
Coding region: 265-2625 (786 amino acids)
Biological process (GO): glucan catabolic process
Molecular function (GO): beta-glucosidase activity
Source: RefSeq, a predicted model, not a curated record
AAUUGGUUGAUUCAACCGCAACAACUUGGUGAUCAAAGGAGGGAGGCACGGCACCACGGCGUGGUCCAUGCCGAUCGGUAAUGCAGCUUCAACACCAGCAAUGACCGCGCGCGUUCCACGUCUCCCCCUACGCAGACUAACAGGCUAGAGAUUCCUUGAUACAGCUCCUCACCAUGGUGACCGCUCCCUCCGCUUCCUGCUCACUUUUCAAUCUCCUUGGGGCAGCGCAAUCUACAGCAGGUGAUCCUCCAGAUAACAAUUGCAAUGCUGACAUCGUGGGCUGUCGCUCUUGGCUGCAUUGCUGCAUUCACCACUGUCCCUGUUGCCGCGCGCAAUCUUGCUGAUGAUGUGUACGAUUCGCAAGCUCAAGCCAUCGUGGACGGCUUCAGCAUCGCUGAAGUACUGGGCCAGAUGACCCAAAUAACUAUCACUCAAGUGCUUAACAGCGAUUACUCGUUGAACGAAGACUCAGUGCGCACGUACGCCAAGUUGUAUGUCGGUUCGUACCUCAACACGCCGUGGGGCAGUGAGAUUGACGGUAAGUGGGGUUGGAAUGCAACGGAGUGGCGCGCCAUCGUCACCCGCAUCCAGGCGAUCACAAUGGAGGAGAACGGUGGUCACCCCAUGGUAUACGGCCUCGACUCGGUGCACGGAGCCAACUACGUCGCUGGCUCGGUCCUGUUCGGCCAGGAGAUCAACAGUGGGGCAAGUUUCAACCCCGACUUGGUCUAUGAAGUCGGUCGGAUCACUGGUCGCGAUACGGAGGCGGCUGGAAUUCCUUGGGUCUUUGGUCCUAUCCUCGAUCUCGCGCAAAACCCUCUGUGGGCUCGCACCUACGAGACGUUCGGUGAAGACCCGUACUUAUGCUCAGUCAUGGGUGACGCUAUUAUCCGAGGACUGCAGAGCAAUAACCAGACAGCGGCCUGCAUGAAACAUUUUGUGGGUUACUCCAAGACCCCCACUGGACACGACCGCGAUGGUGUAACCAUGGCAGACUUCGACCUGCUCAAUUACUUCGUCCAGCCCUAUCAAGCUGGAAUUUCGGCUGGUGCUCUGUCGACCAUGGAGAACUACAUCUCCAUCAACGGUAUCCCGGUGGUUGCCAACACGAAGAUCCUCGAAGAUCUCGUUCGCAAUGACCUCAACUAUGACGGUGUGGUAGUCACCGACUGGGCCGAGAUCAACAACCUGAAGGACUGGCACCGUGUUGUGGAUACUUACGAGGAAGCUGUGCGUUUGUCGCUCACGCGUACAGCUCUUGAUAUGAGUAUGGUUCCCUAUGACACGGAGUUUAUCACCCACGCUACUACAAUGUUAAGCAGUUUCCCUGAAUACGAGAGUCGAUUGCGGGAAUCGGCCAAACGAGUGAUCAAGAUGAAGCUCAAGCUCGGUUUGUACGAGACUCCAGUGCCUGGUGCCAGCAACGAAUUCCUAGUUGGUAACGACGAUGACAAGGCUGUGGCGUUGGAUUUGGCACGGGAAUCUAUUGUAUUGCUCAAAAACAACGACAACAUCCUACCAUUGUCAAACGGAUCUUCGGUUUUCCUAACGGGUCACUCGGCAGACAACGUCGGAUAUCAAUGCGGUGGAUGGAGCAUUGCAUGGCAGGGAUACUCCGGUAACGACAUGUACCCGAACGGUAUCUCGGUGCGUCAGGGUUUAGAAAACGUAGUUGGCAACAACUCGUUCACGUACUUUAACGGACUGAACGCGGACGGCACGUACUCGGACGCUGACCUCGCUACGGCCGUGAACCUCGCAAGCCAGCACGAAUACACUAUCGCUGUUAUUGGCGAGGAUACGUAUGCUGAGAAACCCGGAGACAUUGACGAUCUCGACCUCCCUGCUGGUCAAAUUGCGUACGUUGAAGCGCUUGCUGCUACUGGUACCAAGGUCAUCCUCGUUCUGUUCGAGGGCCGCCCACGUCUACUUGGAUCACUCCCGGACAUGGCGAGUGCUGUUAUCCACGGGCUGCUUGCAUGUGAACUGGGUGGCCAAGCUUUGACGGAGAUUGUGUACGGGCAAGUGAACCCAAGUGGACGUCUUCCACUCACAUACCCCAAGGACUCAGGCAAUGUAAUGAUCCCGUACAACCACAGGGUGACUACAAAAUGCGUCGAUGACACCGGCUCGUAUGUUGACUGUGAAAUGCAAUGGGAUUUCGGUACUGGAUUAAGUUACACCACUUUCACUUACUCUGCGCUAACGCUGAGUAAGACUACGGUGUCUGGACCCGACGACGCCUUGACAGCAUCAGUAUUUGUGACAAACUCGGGCUCGGUUGCUGGCAAGGAGACGGUUAUGCUGUUCGUGGUCCAGCCGUACCGCUUGAUCUCCGUACCCGAAGUCAAGAUGCUGCGCAAGUUUAAGAAGAUCAGUCUAGAGCCUGGUAUCACCGAAGAGGUCACCUUCACCCUUACGGCCGAUGACUGGAGCGUCUACGACCCUCAGAUUGGCAGCGGCUUCAACCAGGUUGCCGAGGACGGCACCUUCGUUGUGGCGAUCAAGCCUGAGACCGAUUGCGACGUGUAUAACACGAUCACCAACGAACUCUGCGCGCAGUUCACGCUCGAUACGGGAAGUGUCAACUUUGGUAUCAACGGCACAACCUCGCGCCGCCGUUAAUGAUAUUUUUCGUGGUGCCUUGUGCGACGAAUAUCUGCAAAAUCUGUACAGUGUACGGGGGUAAACCCAUGGAGAUUUCGCUGCCGAUCUGCGGUUUCGUGUGCUAUCGUUGAAUCUAAAGCAAAUCUUCUUGUAUGAUACUGGCGCGUUGUUGUG